GAGGGAGGCGGGAAGAGCGCGGCACUUCCGCCAGCCGCUCGCUCACCGGCCGCUCCUGGUGGCGGCAGCGGGAGCGGAGGGAGCGCGAGGCCCGGGAGCUGCAGUCCCCGGCCCCCCUCCGCCCCACGCGGCCCGGACCAUGGACGCCAGGUGGUGGGCAGUGGUGCUGCUGGCUGCGCUCCCCUCCCUGGGGGCAGGUGGGGAGACCCCCGAAGCCUCUCCGGAGUCAUGGACCCAGCUGUGGUUCUUCCGGUUCUUGGUGAAUGCUGCUGGCUAUGCCAGCUUUAUGGUACCUGGCUACCUGCUGGUGCAGUACUUCAGGCGGAAGAACUACCUGGAGACAGGCAGGGGUCUCUGCUUCCCCCUGGUGAAGACUUGCGUGUUUGGCAGUGAGCCCAAGGCCUCCGACGAGGUUCCUCUGGCUCCCCGGACAGAGCCAGCAGAGACCACUCCCACUUGGCAGGCCCUGAAGCUGCUCUUCUGUGCCGCGGGGCUUCAGGCAUCUUAUCUGACUUGGGGAGUUCUGCAGGAAAGAGUGAUGACCCGAAGCUAUGGGGCCACAGCCACCUCACCAGGUGAGCGCUUCACGGACUCACAGUUCCUGGUGCUAAUGAACCGAGUGCUGGCACUGAUCGUGGCUGGCCUCUCCUGCAUCCUCUGCAAGCAGCCCCGGCAUGGGGCACCCAUGUACCGGUACUCCUUUGCCAGCUUGUCCAAUGUGCUUAGCAGCUGGUGCCAAUAUGAAGCUCUCAAGUUCGUCAGCUUCCCCACCCAAGUGCUGGCCAAGGCCUCUAAGGUGAUCCCUGUCAUGCUGAUGGGAAAGUUGGUGUCUCGGCGCAGCUAUGAACACUGGGAAUAUCUGACAGCCGGCCUCAUCUCCGUGGGGGUCAGCAUGUUUCUGCUGUCCAGCGGACCAGAGCCCCGCAGCUCCCCAGCCACCACCCUCUCAGGCCUCAUCCUUUUGGCAGGCUACAUUGCCUUUGACAGCUUUACCUCAAACUGGCAGGAUGCCUUGUUUGCCUAUAAGAUGUCAUCAGUGCAGAUGAUGUUUGGAGUCAACUUGUUCUCCUGCCUCUUCACAGUCGGCUCCCUGCUAGAGCAGGGUGCCCUCCUGGAGGGGACCCGCUUUAUGGGGCGACACACUGAAUUUGCUGCACAUGCCCUGCUGCUCUCCAUUUGCUCGGCGUGUGGCCAGCUCUUCAUCUUCUACACUAUUGGGCAGUUUGGGGCUGCUAUCUUCACCAUCAUCAUGACCCUCCGCCAGGCCUUUGCCAUCCUCCUCUCCUGUCUCCUCUAUGGCCACACUGUCACUGUGGUGGGGGGUCUGGGGGUGGCUGUGGUCUUUGCUGCCCUUCUACUCCGGGUCUAUGCCCGAGGCCGUCUAAAGCAGCGGGGAAAGAAGGCUGUGCCUGUGGAGUCCCCAGUGCAAAAGGUUUGAGGGGCCUGAGAGGUGAAGUCAAGUAGGACCCUCUUGCCAUACCAGUUUUCCUCUCUUAUUG
Molecule: messenger RNA, 1499 nt
Organism: Ceratotherium simum simum (southern white rhinoceros)
Lineage: Eukaryota; Metazoa; Chordata; Mammalia; Perissodactyla; Rhinocerotidae
Gene: SLC35B2
Product: solute carrier family 35 member B2
Biological process (GO): transmembrane transport; 3'-phosphoadenosine 5'-phosphosulfate transport
Cellular component (GO): endoplasmic reticulum membrane; Golgi membrane
Molecular function (GO): 3'-phosphoadenosine 5'-phosphosulfate transmembrane transporter activity
Source: RefSeq, a predicted model, not a curated record